Messenger RNA from Metarhizium acridum CQMa 102, 969 nucleotides. The record is from RefSeq and is a predicted model, not a curated record. NCBI's taxonomy places the organism in Eukaryota, Fungi, Ascomycota, Sordariomycetes, Hypocreales, Clavicipitaceae.
AUGUGGAUAAGAUGCAGGACCUGCUUGAAAUUUUUCAGCACUCUGAUGAAACUGAUUCAAUUCGAAGCUCAAUCGCGUCUCCUAUUUUGUCACUUACUCACCCAGCAUCAAGACGAUGCGAAGCUGUUUACUUAUGAAGAGACGACCAGAUAUGCCGAGUUUCCGGCUCUAGAUUUGAACAUGAAUGAAAAAGAGAUAUUUAGUGAUCAAACUCAAGCCGAUCAUGACGAGAUUUUUGACGCCCUGGAUUGGCUGCGACGUAAAACCGUUAAAGACAUCAUCGAACUGACAGUUCCAGACAGGCUUGUGAAUCCGUAUGACGAGGUUAGAUUAAGCAAAUAUGUUGAGAAAUUCAAGGGAGAAGUGCGUUUUCUCGACAUAUCCAUAUCAGUUUUCAAAGAUUCGGACUCUAAAGAACACGCUAUGGGUCAUGAGAAGCUCGUAGUGCGCGUCAGUGUCCGUCCAUGGAAUCCAACUCGUGAAAGAGUAGCCGACUUGGAAGAAAUCUACCAUACCUACGUGCAGGACCGGAUGACAGAAGACUCUAAACCAUUCCAGCCCGUUCGAGUCGCUGUGAUCGAUAAUGGUGUUCUAAGCAUUUCUCCAUCACAUGAAACCCAUUCGGCUUUUCCAAAUGGCCUGCAUACUUUUAACAAUCUAUCCGCCGAUGAUAACGUGGAGGGCUCGUCCUCCAAAAACAUGUCUCAAGGUGAAUACCAAAUCGAUAAAAAUGGCAGACAAAAUACUCUGUCGUCACCCAUGAAGAAAGGGCAAUCCUUCGUCGAGGAAAAUUUUCGCGUUAGUCCUUGGUUUUUUGCAUCCGACCCGCAUGAAACCGAGAUGGCAAAUCUAAUAUGCGCUAUUGACCCAUGUUGUGAUCUCUACGUAGCCAAAGUCAACGAAGAGAGAUCUGGCAUCAUCCCGGCGCGAGUCGAGCGGAUCGAGUGGUCUAGACGCGAUUUCCGCUAA